Camelina sativa (false flax) is the source of this 1067-nucleotide messenger RNA. RefSeq names its product polypyrimidine tract-binding protein homolog 1. Gene Ontology annotation, molecular function: RNA binding. The record is from RefSeq and is a predicted model, not a curated record. NCBI's taxonomy places the organism in Eukaryota, Viridiplantae, Streptophyta, Magnoliopsida, Brassicales, Brassicaceae.
GUCUGGGUUAGGUUCCGAUGAGAAAAUUUGUUACUCUAAUCGAGAGAAAUCGAAUCGCGAAACUUUUACUUUUCCGGCGGCUUUGGUCUGUUGUGAUCGUUUUUAACCAAAUCCGAACUAAGUAUCGAACGCCGCCGUAAUCGGAGAUGUCGAGCUCAGGCCAUACGCAGUUCCGCUAUACGCAGACGCCGUCGAAGGUGGUGCAUCUGCGGAAUCUCCCAUGGGAGUGCGUUGAAGAGGAGCUCAUCGACCUUUGCAAACGAUUCGGCAAGAUCGUUAAUACCAAGAGCAAUGUCGGCGCCAAUCGCAACCAAGCCUUCGUCGAAUUUGCUGACUUGAACCAAGCUAUAUCAAUGGUUUCGUAUUAUGCUUCAUCUUCAGAGCCAGCUCAGAUUCGAGGGAAAACUGUGUAUAUUCAGUACUCUAAUCGCCAUGAAAUUGUAAACAAUCAGAGUCCUGGAGAUGUCCCUGGGAAUGUCCUCUUGGUUACCUUUGAAGGAGUGGAAUCUCACGAAGUGAGCAUCGAUGUUAUCCAUCUGGUAUUUUCUGCUUUUGGAUUUGUGCACAAAAUUGCCACUUUCGAGAAAGCUGCUGGUUUCCAGGCACUAGUUCAAUUUAGUGAUGUGGAGACUGCAUCCGCGGCAAGGAAUGCGUUAGAUAGCAGAAGUAUACCCAGAUACUUGCUCCCGGAACAUGUUGGUUCGUGCAAUUUGCGAAUGUCUUAUUCAGCUCAUACUGAUCUCAACAUCAAGUUUCAGUCCCACCGGAGCAGAGAUUACACAAAUCCAUACCUUCCAGUGAAUCACACGGCAAUGGACGGGUCUACGCAGCCUGCGUUAGGUGCUGACGGCAAGAAAGUAGAAUCUCAGAGCAACGUCCUUCUUGGUCUGAUUGAGAACAUGCAGUAUGCUGUCACUGUGGAUGUUCUUCACACGGUGUUUUCCGCGUAUGGAGCUGUCCAGAAGAUUGCUAUAUUUGAGAAGAAUGGUUCAACGCAAGCCUUAAUUCAGUACUCUGUUGUCAGUUGCUUCUACGUCGCUGCCAUAAAAGAGACUGAUGUAAAGUGA